Molecule: messenger RNA, 895 nt
Organism: Aspergillus versicolor CBS 583.65
Lineage: Eukaryota; Fungi; Ascomycota; Eurotiomycetes; Eurotiales; Aspergillaceae
Exons: 2
Coding region: 335-802 (155 amino acids)
Source: RefSeq, a predicted model, not a curated record
GUCCGCGGUUUGCUUUCCCCGAACAAAUUACCAGGAUCGGAAAAUAAACUGAGAAGGAUAAAUACAUCACCGGCCAUGAAUAUUUCCUUUUCCUUCACGGAAAUCACAUGGGACGUAAUGGGAAAAAGAAAAAGUGAGACGUGGCAGCCGUGACAGCGCGAAUUGGAUUUCAACCCAGAUUCAUUGAGAUCUUGACUCGUUCGGAGGUGUCCAGCUCGCUCGUCAUCAACGGGACGGAGCGAGUCCGGCGACUGCAAGAUGUCAUAUCGAUUCGGCUGUGACAGCUGUCGACGGGGAGCAGGGUUUACGAGCUUCCAGGUUCUCCAAGUUCUCUAUGGUUCGGCAAUUACCCAUGGUCCCGGUUACGUCGAACCCACCGGGGGCACCGAAGCGGAGAUUGGAUCGUGAAGGGGUUUUCUGCUCUGCAAUCAUUAUUGUGAUAGUCAGAAAAUGUGAUGAAUCCCGCCUCCACACAGAACGAACUUACAGCGGACAUUUCCUCAAUGAGAUGGAGCUAUCAAAGUUCAGCCAUCUCCCCCCCUGCAUUGAUCGCAUAUCUCAUUCUCAUCCCAAUAAUUCUGCAAGGCGUGUUCGCAGCCGCGCAUUCUUCCGUCAACUGCGACAAGGUGAUCAGACCCUUCAGCCUCCGCUUGGUCCCCUGGCGGAUCGGGAGAUCGGGCCUGCUUGGAAUCUGCAGCCUGCAUGCACGCAAAUCAGACAUGCACCUUUGCACAUCACCCGUAGGACGAACAGGGCCCAUUCCUCAGGGCUGGAUCCAAUGUGUGGCUCGGGCCUCUCUUGAAUAGGCUCGUACAUGAUUCUCCCCAGACGCGACAGAACCCCUGUUGCCAUGCGAUGAUGCGAGGCCCAGGGUAUAGAUCCAUGACUCUUCUCC